Doryrhamphus excisus (bluestripe pipefish) is the source of this 2262-nucleotide messenger RNA. RefSeq names its product cysteine protease atg4da-like. Gene Ontology annotation, cellular component: cytoplasm. Gene Ontology annotation, biological process: autophagosome assembly; mitophagy; C-terminal protein lipidation. The record is from RefSeq and is a predicted model, not a curated record. Lineage: Eukaryota; Metazoa; Chordata; Actinopteri; Syngnathiformes; Syngnathidae. Gene Ontology annotation, molecular function: protein-phosphatidylethanolamide deconjugating activity; cysteine-type endopeptidase activity.
CACAACGCGAAUAUCCCAACUAUUGAAUGUUUUUGCACACUUGCUGUUCUCUAACAAGGAACUGAGAGAGAGAGCAGUACCUUGCCCUGCAGUAUUGACACACAUGACUGGUUUUUAUGUAAAACCGAGUUAAUUUUCAUCCUAAAAUCAAGUCAGUUUUAUUUCUAUAGCGCCAGUUUACAGCAGACGUUAUGUCGAGAAAUGUGACAUAUGGAGCAGGUUGAGACCCUCGCAUUUCAGAGAACCAAUUGACAACCAGUCAAGGUUGGCCAGCAAUUGGUUCUCUGUCACCCAAUCACAGACGAGUUUACUCACUGACAGCGUAAACAAGGAAGUAGACGCUAAUGGCCGGGAUUGCUGAAUAGUACUGCUAUGGCCGUAAGGAGUGUCCCCUUGUGCUUUGUCUCGCUCACAUCUGCCGCUGAUGAAUCGGAGGGCCUCCUCCACUUUCCCUGCAGAGGACUUCAUGGACGACUGGCUCUUCGUCUCUUCCACCUCAGCUGGUUCUCAGAGCCCAGAAGGGAGUAGAGAAGAGACAGAGGAACGAAGCAAACUCGCAUCCAAGUUGGUCUCAGCGUGGAACAGUGUCAAAUAUGGCUGGUCCUUAAAGCAAAAAUCCACUUUCAGGAAGACCUCUCCUGUGAUCAUGCUGGGAAAUUCAUAUAGUCUUAACGAUCAAGGUCAGAGUGAGUCUUUCCACCACGCUUUUGCAUCGCUUCUGUGGUUGACAUACAGACGAGGCUUCCCUCCGCUGGCAGGCGGCUCGCUGACCACUGACAGCGGCUGGGGAUGUCUUCUCCGCACAGGGCAGAUGUUGUUGGCGCAAGGGCUGCUUUUACAUCUUAUGCCUCAAGGCUUGACAACUUCUGUGAGCCACCAUGUGUUCAAAGACGACAUGGAUCUCCCAGGGGUCCGCCCGGGGCUCCGCCCUGAAACCAGCGGCGUGUGUACACAAAACUCCAAAGGGCUCAGCAAGAGGGGCCGAACACUGAGUUUGGGUUCCCUCUUGGACAGGCGCAUGGAGUCCACACACAGGAGGGUGGUAUCAUGGUUUGCGGAUCACCCCUGGGCUCCCUUUGGGAUACACCAGUUGGUGGAGUUGGGCAAAACAUUAGGGAAGAAGGCAGGGGACUGGUACGGUCCCUCCAUUGUGGCACAUAUCCUGCGGAAAGCUUCUGAAGCAUCAAGUCUCCUUCCCGAUCUUGUCAUCUAUGUUGCCCAAGAUUGCACCAUCUACAAAGAGGAUGUGAAAGUGUUGUGUGCACCGCCUUGUGGCAUCCCAGCUGAAACUAUUCAGCUGUGGAAGUCCGUCAUCCUCCUGGUGCCUGUGCGGCUUGGAGGCCAAGAUCUCAAUCCUGCCUACAUCGCCUGUGUCAAGAAACUCUUGAAGUUACAAUGUUGCAUUGGUAUCUUCGGGGGCAAACCAAAGCACUCCCUCUUCUUUGUUGGUUUCCAAGAUGAGCAUCUGUUGUACUUGGAUCCUCAUUACUGUCAACCCACAGUGGAUUUAACAAAGGACGACUUCCCCUUAGAGUCAUUUCACUGUAAAUAUCCAAGGAAAAUGCCUUUCUGUCGCAUGGAUCCCAGCUGCACCAUAGGAUUCUACGCCAAAGGCCAGAAGGACUUUGAAAUGCUGUGCAUCGUUGUCGAUGAGGCGCUCUCCACAGCUGUGGACACCUAUCCCAUGUUUAUUUUCUCAGAAGGUCAUAGUCAAGAGGAGGAGGAAAGCGACCCCCCCACCAACAACCUCACUUAUAUCAAGAGGAAAAAUCAGCGAAGGAGAGUCGACACCUGCAACAGCAUGGAUGAGUUUGUUCUGUUGUGAGCCCCCGUCAGAAACGGCCUGAUGGAGGCUUACAAGUCGUAGGUGUUGAGCGUUAGAUCAGGGAUGCAACACAUCAUUUUUACUGCUGUUUAUUUUACUCUGGUGAAGCUUGAUAUAUUUUUCUCAUACAUGUUUCCAAAACCUCCAGUGAGUAGAAUCACUCACCAUGAAGAUGGAUCCAUAUGACUGUGACAAAUACACAAAUACAAAGUGCUUCCAACCAGCAUGUGACCAGCAAGUCACCAGGGAUGUAUAGUCCUUAAAUGGGACUCAGGAAAAACACUAACUCUCGGUGGUCUGUGCAUUCUGAUUGCAUUUUAUCACGAUAAACAAAUGAUUCAAAUGUGUGUCGUAUGACUUAUUAUUUUAUGAUCAUAUAUAUUGUUGUCGGGUGUGCAUUUAGUCAUUAGUCAUCCUUGUACUGCACUGACAAACAU